AUGGGGGAAUGGACCAUCCUAGAGAGACUCCUCGAAGCCGCCGUCCAGCAGCACUCCACUAUGAUAGGGAGGAUUCUGCUGACCGUGGUGGUGAUCUUCAGGAUUCUUAUUGUGGCCAUUGUAGGAGAAACUGUUUACGACGACGAACAGACUAUGUUUGUAUGCAACACCUUGCAGCCAGGUUGCAACCAGGCAUGUUACGACCAAGCAUUUCCAAUUUCUCACAUUAGGUACUGGGUAUUUCAGAUCAUCAUGGUGUGCACUCCUAGUCUCUGCUUCAUAACAUACUCUGUUCACCAGUCUGCCAAGCAGAGGGAAAGGAGGUAUUCCACUGUCUUUCUCACUCUGGACAGAGACCAGGAAUCCAUGAAAAGGGAUGACAGUAAGAAGAUCAAGAACACCAUUGUGAAUGGGGUGCUGCAGAACACUGAGAACUCCACCAAGGAGGCAGAACCUGACUGCUUGGAAGUGAAGGAAAUCCCCAACCCAGCUAUCAGAACGACAAAGUCAAAGAUGAGGAGGCAAGAAGGCAUCUCUAGAUUUUAUAUCAUCCAGGUGGUCUUCAGAAAUGCCCUGGAGAUUGGGUUUUUGGUGGGGCAAUAUUUCCUGUAUGGAUUCAAUGUCCCAUCCAUGUAUGAAUGUGACAGGUAUCCUUGUAUUAAGGAAGUGGAAUGCUAUGUCUCAAGGCCCACCGAGAAGACGGUCUUCUUGGUCUUCAUGUUUGCCGUGAGCGGCAUUUGCGUGGUGCUCAACUUGGCUGAACUGAACCACUUGGGCUGGAGAAAGAUCAAAAUGGCAGUUAGGGGAGUCCAAGCCAAACGGAAAUCAAUAUAUGAAAUCAGGAACAAGGACCUGCCACGUAUGAGUGUGCCUAACUUUGGCAGGACUCAGUCUAGUGACUCUGCUUAUGUGUGAGGCUGUGACUGAAUCAGAACAAUUGGCUGGGUAUCACUGACCUAGCGGACGUUAGU
This is a messenger RNA of Elgaria multicarinata webbii, 971 nucleotides long. RefSeq names its product gap junction protein delta 2 (gene GJD2). The transcript has 2 exons. Gene Ontology annotation, cellular component: connexin complex. Gene Ontology annotation, biological process: cell-cell signaling. Gene Ontology annotation, molecular function: gap junction channel activity. The record is from RefSeq and is a predicted model, not a curated record. Lineage: Eukaryota; Metazoa; Chordata; Lepidosauria; Squamata; Anguidae. Bases 1 to 915 code for a protein of 304 amino acids.